Triticum turgidum subsp. durum (durum wheat) is the source of this 1434-nucleotide messenger RNA. NCBI's taxonomy places the organism in Eukaryota, Viridiplantae, Streptophyta, Magnoliopsida, Poales, Poaceae. The record is from the annotation of a GenBank genome assembly.
AUGAGAUCAGGGAGCACCCCAUGGCUGCGGGCGGCGCUGCUGCUAGUGCUGGCGGUGCUGCUGGCCGCGGUGGCGGCGGCGGAGGGGAGCAAGAGCGGGAGCGGCGACGGCAAGGCGCACAACUACGAGGAGGCGCUGCGGAAGAGCCUGCUCUACUUCGAGGCGCAGCGGUCGGGGCGGCUGCCGCACGGGCAGCGCGUGCCGUGGCGCGACCACUCGGGCCUCACCGACGGGCUGGAGCAGGGGGUGGACCUGGUGGGCGGCUACUACGACGCCGGCGACCACGUCAAGUUCGGCCUGCCCAUGGCCUUCACCGUCACCAUGCUCUCCUGGAGCAUGCUCGAGUACGGGGACGACGUCGCGGCCGCCGGCGAGCUCGCGCACGCGCUCGAGGCCAUCAAGUGGGGCACCGACUACUUCAUCAAGGCGCACACGCAGCCCGACGAGCUGUGGGCCGAGCUGUUCGAGUUCGCGGACGGGUACAGGGGCCAAUACGACAGCAGCAUCGCGGAGGUGAAGAGCUACUACGCGUCGGUGAGCGGGUACAAGGACGAGCUGCUGUGGGCCGCCCUGUGGCUCCACCGCGCCACCGGCAAGGCCGCCUACCUCGACUACGUCGUCGACAACGCCCACGACUUCGGCGGCACCGGCUGGGCCAUCACCGAGUUCAGCUGGGACGUCAAGUACGCCGGCGUCCAGAUCCUCGCCGCCAGACUGCUGCUGAGGGGGGAGCACACGGCGGAGCAGAAGAGCACGCUGGAGCGGUACCAGGCCAAGGCGGAGCACUACGUGUGCGCGUGCCUGGGCCGGAACGCGCAGGCCGGCGGCGAGGACGCCAACGUGGAGCGGAGCCCGGGGGGGAUGCUCUACAUCCGGCAGUGGAACAACAUGCAGUACGUGACCAACGCGGCGUUCCUGCUCUCCACCUACGCCGACUACCUGGCCGAGGCCGGCGUGGGGACGGUGACCUGCGCGGGCGGCGGGACGGCGGGCGGCGGGACGGCGGGCGCCGGCGAGGUGGCGGCGCUGGCCAGGGCGCAGACGGACUACGUGCUGGGCACCAACCCCAGGGGCGUCAGCUACCUCGUGGGCUACGGCCCCAAGUACCCCGCCAGGGUGCACCACCGCGCGGCAUCCAUCGUGCCGUACAAGCACAGCAAGCAGUUCAUCGGGUGCUCGCAGGGGUUCGACCACUGGUUCGGCCGCCGGAGCUCCAACCCCAACGUGCUCGUCGGCGCCAUCGUCGGCGGGCCCGACCGGAGGGACCGGUUCAGGGACAACCGGGACAACUACAUGCAGACGGAGGCGUGCACCUACAACACCGCGCCCAUGGUGGGGAUGUUCGCCAAGCUCAACCGGAUGGCGAGGGAGGAGAGGGAGGAGAGGGAGCAGAGAGCUGCCACCGCGAGAAGCGGCACGGCGGCCGAGGUGUAA